AAAAAAAAGAAAAAGAAAAAAGGAGAAAAAUCGAGGAACGGAAGAAGCAGACGCGCGGCUGUAAGCGGUGGAGAGACAUGCAACGUGGAACAAUGCGCAAUUGGCCAAUUUCGGAUCGAUGUGUCCGAUGAAUAUGGGGAACUUUUUGAUAUUUUUCGGGAAAAAUGAAUUUAACUCAAUGAAUAUAUACUUGAAAGAGAAACAACAGCUUAUUGGUAUUUCCUCGAAUCAAAAUUGAAUAAUCGGGAUAUCAGAAUAUCCAGUGGCCAUGCCAGCUCUGCGCUCCCCGCACCGCCCUUUCGUUUCUAAGUUCAAAGGUUUAAGGCAGUUGCUGGGAACAUUAUUGGCUGAUCCUACUGAAUCAAUUACUAGAAACGUAAAAACUGGUUGGAGGCCUAGAUUCAUAUCUUCUCUUGGAUCACUCAAGCUUGUGCAAAGAACUCUCCGUAUAUCACCUUCUGGGGCCUCAAUGGAAAACAAAGAACUACCUUCAAAUUUUUUGAGAGACAAAAAGAUGGUUCCUGAUUCAGAUCCUCCAAGAGUUGAAGAUAUUGAGCGUUUGUAUCAAUUCUUUGAUAGAAGCUCAAAGCUUGUUGUCUUGACUGGAGCUGGGAUAAGCACAGAAAGUGGAAUUCCUGAUUACAGAAGCCCAAAUGGAGCUUAUAGUACGGGUUUCCGUCCAAUUACUCAUCAGGAAUUUCUUCGUUCCAAUCGGGCCCGAAGACGGUAUUGGGCUAGGAGCUAUGCUGGAUGGAGAAGAUUUACUGCAGCACAACCGGGGCCAGGGCAUAUUGCAUUAGCUUCUCUUGAGAAAGCUGGGCGUAUAAACUUUAUGAUGACCCAAAAUGUAGAUCGGCUGCACCAUCGUGCUGGCAGCAACCCUCUUGAGCUGCAUGGGACUGUCUAUGUAGUUGCUUGUACAGAUUGUGGUUUUUCUCUUCCUCGAAAUUCAUUUCAGGAUCAAGUGAAGGCUCUUAAUCCAAAGUGGGCAGAGGCCAUUGAAACUCUAGAUUAUGACAGCCGUUCAGACAAGAGCUUUGGAAUGAAGCAAAGGCCUGAUGGUGAUAUUGAGAUUGAUGAGAAGUUCUGGGAGGAAGAAUUCCAUAUUCCUAAUUGCCAGAGAUGUAACGGAAUACUGAAACCUGAUGUUGUCUUUUUUGGUGAUAAUGUCCCCAAGGGUAGGGUUGAUAGAACAAUGGAAGCUGCAAAAGAAUGCGAUGCUUUUCUCGUACUUGGUUCAUCAUUAAUGACCAUGUCUGCUUUCCGGCUCAUCCGGGCUGCUCAUGAGGCUGGUGCUGCUACUGCAAUUGUAAAUAUUGGUGUGACACGAGCUGAUGAUUUUGUUCCUCUGAAAAUCAGUGCUAAACUUGGCGAGAUAUUACCGAGAUUGCUUUCAGUUGGAUCCCUUAGUGUCCCUCUUGUUUAGUGCAUGUGGGUAGGUUACGGGCAUCUUGUGGAUGUCUCUUUGUAGACAUUGAAGUUAAAGCAUCAUGUUUUCCAUGGAAAGUUGUGAAUGUGAUAUAUAUAUAUAUAUAUGUACUAUUCUUUUUACAGGACUAUAUUCCAUGCCUUGCAAUAAGGCAAGAAUAUUCUUUCCCGGCAGAAUUAAUCAGGCAGCCAAAAUUGUAAGACGAUUCAGAAUAAGCCACCAUUAAUGUCACAUGCUUUGGAAUGCCUCGAUGUUUAGUUAUUCAGAAUUGUAAACUCUCAUUUCGUUCUGGGAUCAGUGAAUUAGAGCUGCUGGGUAAAUUGUUGGAUGUUGGUCGAUAAUUGUACUUAUCAGUUUCUUUCAAGUUGCUUUCUAAGUGAUCAGCAUCAGAAUAGAAUACUAGGUCCUCCAGCCAGCACCGGACAUAGUUCGCUACUCUGUGUAUGUACAAGUAGUUGAAAAUCUGUACCUACGUUUGAUUAUCAUGGUGUGGCUUGUCCUAACAAUAACGUUGAAAAAUACUGUUAAUUUUAGGUCGGUGCUGAAAAUUUGGCAUCCUGGUGGUCUAUUUUGGUAGGUUGAUAUCAAAUAGUUUUAGUUUCUUGAAUCUCGGCCAUGUUGUAUGGAACAUGAGAAUCACUUAACCAGUGAAAAUUACAUUUUUGGACCGUAUAUGAAGCUGUAGGAGGAGCGUUAGGAACAAGCAGACUUGUUGAAAAUUUCUUUUUCUUGUAUUUUUAUAUUGUCAGAGUCAAUAAUUUUAUACGAGGAAUUAUUUACAGUAGA
This is a messenger RNA of Sesamum indicum (sesame), 2215 nucleotides long. RefSeq names its product sirtuin 2 (gene SRT2). Gene Ontology annotation, molecular function: histone deacetylase activity, NAD-dependent; NAD+ binding. The record is from RefSeq and is a predicted model, not a curated record. Lineage: Eukaryota; Viridiplantae; Streptophyta; Magnoliopsida; Lamiales; Pedaliaceae.